Prorocentrum cordatum is the source of this 6873-nucleotide messenger RNA. The record is from the annotation of a GenBank genome assembly. NCBI's taxonomy places the organism in Eukaryota, Dinophyceae, Prorocentrales, Prorocentraceae.
AUGCGGGCGCACGGCGUCUCGGAGGCCGAGGUGUCGGGCGUGCUCGGCGCGAUCGUGGCCGUCUUGCACCUGGGCAACGUCGCCUUCGCCGCGCCUGCGAAUAAUUCCGAGGGGUCCGAGGCCGUCCAGCAGGGCGCCUCCGGGGCCUCUAUGGCGCACGCGUGCCGCCUGCUGGGGGUGGAGCCGGCGUGCCUGGAGCGCGCGCUGUGCCGGCAGACGCGGCAGAUGCCGGGCCGCGACGGAGGCAUGAUCACGAGCCCGCUGCCGGUCGCGAAGGCCUCCGACAGCCGUGACGCCCUGGCGCGCCACCUGUACGGCGCAAUCUUCAGCUUCCUGGUGCAGCGCGUCAAUGAGGCUGUCAGCGCCGAGAAGUCUGCGCCGGACGUGGCAGGCGAGCGGGAGUUCUGCCAGUCCCCCUUCGUGGGCCUCCUGGACAUCUUCGGAUUCGAGUACUUUGAGACCAACUCGUUCGAACAGCUGUGCAUAAACUUCACCAACGAGCUGCUGCAGCAGUACUUUAACGAGGUGAUCUUCGAUCACGAGGCGGAGCUCUACCGGCGGGAGGGCAUCCCGUGGGACCCGCUGGACUUUCCCGACAACACUAUGAGUGUCGAACUCAUCGGAAGCGCAAAGGACGGCGUGCUGACCAUACUCGACCAGGAGUGCCAGACUGUGGGCGGCAACGCGGAGCAGUGGCUCAGGAAAUUGCAGGGCGCGCAUGGCACGAACAAGCUGUUUGGCGUCGUGAGGCAGCGGCCGGGCAACUUUUUCGUGCAGCACUUCGCUGGCCCGGUGGAGUACACAUCCCAGACCUUCCUCGAAAAGAACCGGGACGAGCUCAGUGCGGACCUCGUCAGGUGUCUGAAGGAGGGAUCCGACGAAUUCAUGCGCCAGCGCUUUCUCGAGCACGACAGGCACUUCGGCACGCAGGAGUCGGUGUCGACGCAAACGGGCUCCCGGCGGGUCGCCGCCGCGAAGAAGUACUCCGUGGCCAGGGAAUUCCGCGACCAGCUCAAUUCGCUGAUGCAGCGUAUCCGGACCACGGAGCCCCACUUUGUGCGCUGCAUCAAGCCGAACCCAGAGAGCCGGGCGGGCGUCUUCCACCGCCCCUCCGUCGUGCAGCAACUGCGGUACCAGGGGGUCCUGCAGGCCAUCGAGGUGAGCCGAGCUGGCUACCCCAUGCGGCUGAACCACCGCCAGGGCGUCCUGGAUUUCCGCAGCCUGGCGAGGCGGGAGGACAAGGCCCAGCUGGAGGCCCAGAUGCUGAGGGGCCGCUUCGGGGCGGCAGCGCAGGUCCUCUUCCAGGGCCUGUCGGAGGGCCUGCCGAGCGGCUCUUGGGCGCUUGGCAGGACCCUCCUGUUCCUGAAGCGUGAGGGCGUGGAGGUGCUCAGCUCGGCGUUGAGCCGCGUCCGCCGCGAUGCCACCGUCCGCGCGCAAGCCUGGUGGCGCGGCCGCCUUUUCCGCUGGCGCUUCCGGAGGGUGGUGCGGGCGGCGCUCAAGCUGCAGUCGGAUGUAUACUACACAAACAAGGCGGUGUGUGGCCGGGCCAACGAGCUGUACUUCCUCAGCAAGGCAGGCUUCUCCGCGUCCUACGCCGAUACGGAACCCAUAACUGGUCUGCCGUACAAGAUUUGCUACGAUUUCUUUAAGAAUGUGGCAUCACCGGCUUGUGUGAACAUCGACUUGGUUCCAUUCCCUGCAGAUGAGUUUUCCGGGCAGCAGUGGUGCUACGUCUCGAACGAUUGCGCGAACCUCAACGGUGGUGGGUACGCAACUAAUAUCGAGGGCUUCUCGCAGAGCAGCUGGCACAAUCUGCAGUCCGCAGCACAGCAAGCCUGGGAGAUCUGCGACCCUACCGAGUCUGACACGCCCGCGCUGAGCGUCAAGCUGGUCCCUGAGGUUGUUGCCUUGGGAGUCGAGAGCGACGUGAGCCUGUCCCAGCUCCUGAAGCUAGCGUACCCGGCUGUGAACAUCUCCUGGGGGGAGGCUUCUCUGCGUUGGCAGGCAAUCGACGCAGCGUACGAACCUGGCCGCACCGUCACAGAGAUGGUCGACGCUGUCCCGGAGCUCACGGGGUGGGGGAGCGAAGUCGUGGACCGCCGCUUGCGCGCAAUCGCCAAGUCGGAGCAGGGCACGGUAUUGGACUCUCCCGGGCACGGAGACAUCUAUCAUGUGGUCCAGGGGCGCGCCGCGUACGUGGUGCGAAGGGCCGCAGACGGCAACAUGGCGUAUUUGGGGGGCCAUUUUUCCCAGGAGUACACGGCCGAGACUUUCAUCUCCGAGCCUCUGUUCAGUCACGUCUAUCCCCUCGGCCAUGACCCGCUCGCAGGCCGGUCCGCGUCCCGCGCCGUUGGACAUGCUCGCCCCGGCUGGCGCGCCAGCGCAAACACCGCCGGCGCCGAGCCAGGGCCCCGCCGCAACCGAAGUAGGCUGCGGAACUUCCGCAGCGCGAGCUGGGAGGAGUUCACCACGGAGAUGCACUUCCAGUCAGUCCUCCAUGCGCGCUGCCACAGGCCCGCUCCGCAGUUCCGCGCAUCGCCGAUACUGCUCGAUGCGUGCUCGAUCAACCCCCUCGGCCAUGCUAUCGCUAAGGCUACGCCGAGGCGAUCUUAUAACUCAAUGUCUGCCGAACCGACGGAGCCGUUCGGGCCUGCCGGCCCACGGCCCGAGUGGACGUGGGAGACGCUCUCGACGCUCAUCGAGUGGUACGAACGCAAGGGCGAGCUCUUCGCCGCGACGCUGCCGCCCGAGCAGAUCAGGCGCCGCCUGCGCUACGGCGAGGCCGCCGGCGAGAACACCGCGCUGGACCUGCUGCUCCCGGCGGCGGGCCCGGAGGCGCCGCCGCUCCUCGUCUACUUCCACGGCGGGUACUGGCAGGCCGGCAGCGCGAGGGAGGCGCUCUACCUCGCCGAGCCGCUUCUGGCGGCCGGCGUGGCGAUGGCGCUCGUGGACUACGACGUGUGCCCUACGGUCUCCAUGGACCAGAUCGUGCGGCAGGCCGCGGCCGCGCUGGCGUGGUGCUGGCGCCACGCCGCCGAGCUCGGCGUGGACCGGCGCCGCAUCGUCGCCGCGGGACACAGCGCUGGCGGGCACCUCGCCGCCGAGCUCCUGGCCACCAACUUUGCGCUCCUCGGUGCCGACCUGCCGCCGUGCCUGGUGGCCGGCGUGGUCUCCUUCUCGGGGGUCUUCGACCUCGAGCAGCACCUGCUGCGCCCGACCACCGAGGAGCUCGUGGCGCACGACUACAACGCCGCCACAGGGCUCGACGCCGAGGCGGCGCGCCGCCUCUCGCCGUGCAGGCGGGUGCCAGCGCGCUCGGUGCCAGUGCUCCUGUACGUCGGCGGGGCGGAGGAGGCCGAGUUCCACCGCGACCACGCCGCGCUGUCGGCGGCGUGGUCGCCGCUGCUGGAGCUCGAGGGCACGGUGGUGGCGGGGGCCGACCACUUCGGGUGCCUCGAGGCUCUCGUGGCGCAGCCAGCCGUCUGCGCCCGGUGCGCACCCGCGUGCCGGCAUCGUAGGGCGACGUCGCGGCUGCUGCGACUGCGAUUGCGCCUGGAGGGUAUGACACUAGCGCGCCAGCAGAAGUCUGUGGACUCAGGCCACAGGCGGGGGCAGGGCAUCCCAAGGAUACUGGCGGCAGCAGAGGGCAGCACCGUGGCCAGGGGCGGACGGGGACGGCUCCUGCCGCCGAUGCCCUCGCGGUUCAUGGCGUCGGGCAGGGCAGUGCCAGAGGGCCGCGGGCCCGCUCUUAAGGUCGUCGGCGCCGCACUGCUCCUGACCGCCGCUCUCUUGAGGGCCGCCCUGGCCCGCGCCUUCGUCGGGGGUCCGCGCGGCGGGUUCGGAGCUGACAGCAUCUGGGCGGCCCCGCGGCCAGACGCCACGGCGCUCCGCGGCCUCAACUUCGACUUCGACGUGGCGGCACCCAGUCGGGACAGGCAGAGGCGCACGCAGGAGGAGGAGGAGCCAGAGGACGAGGCAGCGCCGGUCCCACAGGAGGAGGAGAAGCCUCCCGACACGCCGGUGCUGUACGAGUGGCCGGGCAUCUACGAGCGGCUCACGCAUGCGCAGCUCAAACCAGGGCACCUUGUGCUGCGGAAGUGGCUGCAGAAGGGCAGGGCUCAGGGCUUCGCGUCGGUGCCGUUCACUUCCGCCGUUCGGGCCUCGAUGGCCGACCCCGACAUCAACGUCUGCCUCGUCGGCAGGCGGGAGGCCUCCGAGAAGGUCGCCCAGGCGUGGCAGAAGGUCAUAGACACUGUUCCCGCGUUCGACAUCAGCGGCGAGGUGGACGCCCCCCUGGACCUUGAUCCCCUCGAGCCGCCCUGGGAGGCUCCGCUCGACAGCCCCCUGCCCGAUGAUGAGGAGCUGCGCGCGAUGAUGCAAGACCCCCGCGUGGAGGAGGCCAUGCUCGAUAAGUUCCCUCGGAGCGUCGAGGAGCUGAGGUUGCGUGCCUCCAGUGGUUUGCGCGCCGAGGAAGCCCCCGUCUUCCGAAGGGUGGUCGAAGGGCUGCCCGACGAGCUGCGCGGGGAGGAGUUCCGCAACCUGAUUCGCAGCAGCAUCCUGGAGAUCUCGAAGCUCCUGCUGAGCGUGCACUUUGCCUCCGGGGCCGCCAGGAUGAGGUGGCGGUUCGUGUGCACGGACGUCGAUUCAGACUUGCCGACCUGGCCAGAAUCGAUGCGCGCCUACUUCAUCCUAGCUGGGGAAGACCUUACCUUCAUCCCGAACCAGUUCGUAGAUGAGAAGGGGCUCCAGGCUAUGAAGCUGCUCACCGAGGAGCAGACCCGGCGCAUGAGCUCCGUGAAAUGGGCGAGUAGCGUGACCCUCGAGGGCACGGAUGUUGACGAGGCCCUGAAGCGCGUCCCGGCUGGCUGGACGACGUUCCUGAAGGGCGACCGGUACCCUGGCAUGAGUGGGAGGGGCGCCGUGUUCCGCCUGCCCCGCACGGGGCGCCGCGUCAAGAUCGAGGUGGAGGUGCUGGAGUGGAAAGCGCCAGGAGGCGCGGAGGCAGCGCAGGGGAGCGACGCAGCAGACCAGGCCGACGACGGCGGUGCGUCGGGAGAGAACUCCGAGCAGGGAGGCGCGGCACUGCUGGGCGGCCUCGCGGGCCUCACCGCCAGCUUCAUCGCCUUUGCAAGGAACACCCCGCCGUUCCAGUUCGGAAAGAAGCGCCGGACGGCGGUGAAGGACUUGCUGAGCGCCCUGCAGAAGCGGCCAGAAAAGAAUCUGGACCGGGAGGUCUUUGAGCGCUUUGAGCAGCGCCUGUGGAUGGACUUCCAGACAGCGGACGAGGCGCCUGUGGUGCUCUUGGUUGGCGGCGAGAGCACGACCGGGCGCACCAUUUCCAGAAAGCUGGUGAGCAGCGGCUAUCACGUUGUGCUGCUGAAGGCCGGGGGUCAGCAGCAGCGGGUCGAGCGCCAGCUGCCGCAGGGGACGGUGCUGGCGUCCACGACCGCCCAGAUGUCGACCAAACUGGCCUGCCCAUGGGUCACGCUCAACACACGGAAUUACGGUGACUUCGGGGCCUUCCUUCCCAUGGAUCUCUACAGUGCUGUAGCUGGCAUUGACAAGCUAGUGAUUUGCUCUUGCGACACCGACGGCCCUGGCGCGAGAAAGACAAUGAAGCAGGUGACUGACGUUUUGACAGCCUGGCAGCUCUACCGAGCAGAUUUUGCGGACACGCAAAAGGCAUACAACGCGAAGGUGCAGAUUUUCGACUUCGACCGCCAGGUUGACUUCGACCUCUGGAGCGUGGAGCGCAACUUCCCCUCGGACAUGGUCUACGGUGUUCAGCGGGCAACCUGGACGCGAAAUUCACAUGGCACCGCGCAUUGGAUCGGAACGUUUUACGAGCCUGUUGGGCAGUCGUUGCUGAAGUCUCCCAUCCUGAAACUCAACUUCAAGCGCUUCAGCGGGAUCCUCUUCCAUGCGUAUAACCAAGCAGACAAUAACAAGUACUCCUUCUUCCUGCGUGCCGACGACUUCGAGGAGUCGCGCGUGCAGUACGAGGCGGACUUUGUAUGCAAGGCGUCCACCUGGCACACCAUCCGGCUGCCCUUCGGGGCGUUCCGGCCCGUGCGCGUCGACGGCGUGGAUCUCCCGGAGCGCGAGGCCGCCGCUCGGCCUCUGGACCGGGAGAGGGUCGUGCAGAUCGGGGUCGUGAAGCGCACGGGCCCGAAUCCGAAGGAGAAGGAGGGCCAGCCAGGGGCGCUGGGGUAUUUCUCGUUUGCCAUGAAGUACGUCAGGGCCUUCAGGACGCAGGCGGAACCGCAGGUCGUGUACGUCGGCAAAGAAGAGGAGUCUGGCGCAGGCGGCGUCGAGUAUGACCCUCUCGACGACGAAGAUGACGAUUUCUUCGCUGAUCUCGUUGAUAUGGACGAUGAUUUCAUCAGGAAGAGCCAGGCUGAGGAGGCGGCGGCGGCGGAGCUAGAGGAGCUCGAAGGGGCUCUUGUGCCAAAUCCUGAUGCCGAGCCCGACGAAGAAGACGACGAGCCGGAUGAGUACAGGAGUGCCAUGUCCAAGACACCCAUGGACGCGGUCGUUUCGAGCGGCCUGGCGUACACCAUUAUCAAAGUGAGCGGCGUCAACGACCAUCCGGGGGGGAAAUAUCCCAUCGGGGUAAGUCAGGAUUGCCCUAGAGAGAUGCCUCUGAGUGAGCGCCACGAAUAUCUGCGGAAGAUCUCGAGAGGGGACGUGGCCGAGCUCGUUGUCUCCACCCUGAUGGAGCCCGCGUGCGUCAACACCGAGCUGGCCGCAGGCGAGUUGCGCAAGAAUGACGAGUCGCUGAAGCGGUUAGGGACGGGGGUGUGUUUCCGGGUCAACUCCACUAUGCAGGAUGAUGUGAAGGCUCACUUGAAGAAGCUCACGCCAAACCGCUGA